UAAUUUUCGAAUAUAAUUAGCUGGAUUUUCUACUAAUUUUAAUUUGUAACCUAAAAUACAAAACAUAACCUAAGCAACAACAGUAAACAUGAUCAGAAAUAGAAAAGUAUCGGUAAUACUAAGAUUUUCUAUAAGACAGUACCAAAGUCAAAGCAAGUUUAAAGUUUUGGGUAACGAGGAGGUAAUACAAAAUGUUGAAAAUAAUGUGUAUUCUGCCAGAAGGCAUCCUGGAAUUGUUAAGCAGCCCACAAAUGCAUUACCUGAUAACGUAGUUAAAAGUAUAAGAAAUAUAAUUGAAGAUCAUCCAAUCAAAUUGCUUGCUCAAUCUGCUACUUUACUGAACAGGAAGUUAUUAGGGCGAUUACCACCAAUGGAAGCUGAAGGAGUGUCAGAAUUGAAGAGCAAUAUAUUUGAAAAGGUGAUGAGCAAGGAAGCUUCAAAAGUUGCACCAGACAAACUGGAGACUGAUCAGUUUAAGCAGAAAGUCAAAGAUAAAGUGAUCAACAUGUUGAAGGUGCAUGUUUAUAAUUGGUCUCCAAUUGUUUAUGAUGCUUACAACAGUCUUGUAUAUCUCAUAGGAAGGUCUGCACCAGAGUAUUCAGUACUAGUAAAGAUAUUCACUGAAAUUCAAUUGAGAGACAAAGACUUUAAACCUAGGAGUUUGUUUGAUUUUGGAUCUGGUGUUGGAACAGUCACCUGGGCUGCAAAUAUAUUUUGGAAGCAAAACCUUUUUGAAUAUUAUAACGUGGAUACUUCUUCGUUCAUGAACGAUUUGGCGCAGAUCAUCCUGCAAGGUGGUAGAGGAUCAAAGCAGUCGAAUCUUAAAGGAGUUUAUUACAGGCAGUUCAUGCCUUCCAAUAAUACGACUUACGAUUUGGUUGUAUCGGCUUAUACUUUAAUGGAAUUACCUUCAUUCCAAAGCAGAAUGGAGGCUGUAAUGAACUUGUGGAACAAAACGGAAAGGUAUCUGAUCAUUGUGGAAUUGGGAACUAAAGCCGGAUUCAAUAUUAUCAAUGAGGCCAGAGAUUUCGUGCUACAAAUCAAAGAUGAACGUAAUAGGGGACACGUAUUCAGUCCGUGUCCGCACGAUUUCGCGUGUCCCAAGUACAUGAGCAGCAAUUACGCCUGCAAUUUCGAAGUGAACUUUAUUAAUUCAUCCACAUCCGAGAGAAUGCAAUUAAUGAAGGAGCAAUAUUCUUACGUCGUGUUAAAAAAAGGAGCAAGGGAUGAACGUGAUGAGAGGUGGCCGAGGGCCGUGAAGGAGACUUUGGUACGUUCCAAGCAUAGUAUUUGCAGAUUGUGCACGGCGAACGGAAGUCUGGAUGAGGUGAUAUUCACAGCAUCGAAGCACGGAAAAAGCACGUUCCAUUGCGCUAGAUCUACAAAAUGGGGCGAUAGACUACCGGUGACAUUGACCACAAAAUCAGAGGAAGACAACUAAUAGUGU
This is a messenger RNA of Nicrophorus vespilloides, 1447 nucleotides long. Its product is annotated as methyltransferase-like protein 17, mitochondrial. Gene Ontology annotation, molecular function: structural constituent of ribosome; methyltransferase activity. The coding region runs from base 89 to 1441 and encodes 450 amino acids. Gene Ontology annotation, biological process: translation. NCBI's taxonomy places the organism in Eukaryota, Metazoa, Arthropoda, Insecta, Coleoptera, Silphidae. Gene Ontology annotation, cellular component: mitochondrial small ribosomal subunit. The transcript has 9 exons. The record is from RefSeq and is a predicted model, not a curated record.